AUGCCGGGCGCCGGCGGCAGCCUCACCCCGCAGGUGCACUGGGCGCAGCGCCACCGCGAGCUCUACCUGCGCGUGGAGCUCAGCGACGUCCAGGAUCCUGACAUCACAAUUACAGACAAUGUGCUCCAUUUCAAAGCUCACGGUCAUGGCGCCAAAGGGGACAACAUAUAUGAAUUUCAGAUUGAGUUCCUUGAACCCGUCAAACCGCAGCCUGUCUGUAAAGUGACCCAGAGACAGCUGAACAUCACUGUGAAGAAGCAGGGGAGCCAGUGGUGGGAACGGCUGACCAAGCAGGAGAAGCGGCCACUCUUCCUCGCACCCGAUUUUGACCGCUGGCUGGAUGAGUCGGACGCUGAGAUGGAGCUGAAAGCCAAGGAGGAAGAAAGAAUUAACAAAAUCAACAUAGAGAACAGAAUUCCUAAAGACCCUUUCCGGCACCUGAAGAGAGGGUUCUUGUUCAUGUACAACCUCGUUCAGUUCCUGGGCUUCUCCUGGAUUUUUGUGAACAUGACGGUUCGGCUUUUCAUGCUGGGAAAAGAUUCCUUCUUCGAUACGUUCCAUGCCACCUCAGACAUGAUGUACCUGUGCCAGACGCUGGCCGUGAUGGAGAUUGUGAACACCUUGAUUGGCCUCGUGCGGGCUCCUUUGGUGCCCAUCUUACUGCAGGUCUUUGGGAGGAAUUUUAUCCUAUUUGUUGUCCUCGGAGGGGUGGAGGAAAUGCAGAGCAAAGCUGUCGUCUUCUUUGUCUUCUACAUCUGGAGCUUGGUGGAGAUAUUCAGGUACCCCUUUUAUAUGCUUUCCUGCAUUGACAUAGAGUGGAAGAUCCUGACGUGGAUCCGCUACAGCAUCUGGAUCCCCCUGUACCCUCUGGGGAUCCUGGCAGAAGCCGUGACCGUGAUUCAAGCCAUCCCCGUCUUCAGCAGAACGGGGAGGUUCAGCUUCUCGCUGCCGUCUCCCCUGAGCUUCACCAUUCCGUUUUCGGUGGUUCUUCAGCUGUAUCUGGUGGCCUUGUUUCUAGGGCCAUUUGUCAACUUCCGUCACCUCUACAAGCAACGGAAGCGGCACCUGGGCCCGAAGAAGAGGAAAGCACACUAGGCUUCAGCGU
Molecule: messenger RNA, 1105 nt
Organism: Euleptes europaea (tarantolino)
Lineage: Eukaryota; Metazoa; Chordata; Lepidosauria; Squamata; Sphaerodactylidae
Gene: HACD3
Product: 3-hydroxyacyl-CoA dehydratase 3
Exons: 11
Coding region: 1-1095 (364 amino acids)
Biological process (GO): fatty acid elongation; very long-chain fatty acid biosynthetic process; sphingolipid biosynthetic process
Cellular component (GO): endoplasmic reticulum membrane
Molecular function (GO): 3-hydroxyacyl-CoA dehydratase activity
Source: RefSeq, a predicted model, not a curated record